AUCCAUAGCUGAAGGAUGGACAAAGAUGCAGCAUCGAUUCUACUAAUAUUGCUUUCAUGUCUACUAAUUAUCUUGGCCUAUAACGGCCCCUGUACUGCUGAUCUUCUCCAUCAUGAUUGCCCAGAUUCACGUGACUAUACGCCCAACAGCGCAUUCCAAAUUAACCUUAAUCUCCUUCUCUCGUCUCUUUCCUCUAAAAUCUCUCUCCCAAAUGGUUUCUACAACGAUUCGGUGGGCAGUGACAAGGACCAAAUCUAUGGACUUGCUCUCUGUAGAGGCGAUGUGACCAGCAAUAAGGCUUGUCAGGGUUGUGUUGAGGCUGCGAGUCAAGAGAUCCUCAAUUUGUGUUCUCAGAAGGAAGAAGCGAUAGUCUGGUACGAUGAUUGCCAAGUGCGCUAUUCGUUCCAGAUGAUCUUCUCCAGAAUGGUUUAUGCUGGAAAGUUUCCUCACUGGAAUGAUCUUCAGCCCACUGUGUUGAACCCAAAUCAGUUCCUUCAGAUUGAGAAUGAUUUGCUAAAUGAACUUAUCAUUCAGGCUACCUCAAAUUCUUCAAACAAUAGUUUUGCCACUAAAGAGGUUAAAAUCUCAGGAACUGGCAAGGUCCUUGGUCUGGUACAGUGUACUCCUGAUAUAUCUAGCGAUGACUGUAAAAGUUGCCUUCAACUGUCCAUGGCAGACCUCAAAGGAUGUUGUUCUUCACGUCAAGGAGGAAUGGUUCUUGGUCGGUAUUGCAAUCUGAAAUUUCAAGUUUCUCCUGAAAAGGCAGGGGGUACAAGGCUAGUUUCAUUUAUUGCUAUUGUGGGAGUACCCAUAUUAGUUUUUCUUGCCAGUGGCUUCUGUGCCUACCACCUGUGGAGAAGGAAGGGAAACCAAGAAGAGGAGGAAAUAAGCCAAAGCCAACAUCCACUAAGAAUUGAUGUGGAAGCUCAGACAAGCAGAAUAGUCUUCCACAGUAGUAUUCUGCAAGGGAAUCAAAUUGAUGACUCGUCAGAAUUGCCCUUGAUCGAUUAUGAUGCCAUAAGAGUUACUACAGGCAACUUCUCAGAUGCAAAUAAGAUUGGGCAAGGUGGGUUUGGCACCGUUUACAAGGGCACAGUAUCAGAUGGAAAGGAAAUAGCAGUAAAAAGGCUUUCAAGGAGGUCAUGGCAAGGUUUAGAUGAGUUCAUGAAUGAAGUUAAACUAAUUGCAAAACUUCAACACCGGAACCUUGUGAGGCUCUUAGGUUGUGGCAUGAAAGGAGAGGAAAAGCUGCUCAUCUAUGAAUUCAUGCCUAACUUCAGCCUUGAUGUUUUCAUCUUCGAUCCCGUAAAGCGAUCCCAACUCAAUUGGAGAACACAGUAUAACAUCAUCAAUUGUAUUGCCCGUGGACUUCUUUAUCUUCAUGAGGACUCUCGACUCAGGAUCAUUCACAGGGAUCUGAAGCCUAGCAACAUUUUGUUGGACAAAGAGAUGACUGCAAAAAUUUCAGACUUUGGCAUGGCAAGGAUAUUUUGUGAAGAUCAAAACACAGCUGACACUAAACGAGUUGUGGGGACUUUUGGAUACAUGUCUCCAGAAUAUGCAAUGGAGGGGAUAUUUUCUGUUAAGUCUGAUGUUUUCAGCUUUGGUGUUAUCUUGCUUGAGAUCAUAAGUGGAAGGAGAAACAACAGCUACCUUAAUGAGCAUGGUCAUACCCUCUUGGCAUAUGUAUGGAGACUAUGGAAUGAAGGGAAAGUCUUGUAUAUUUUAGACCCAUCAUUGAUCAGUUCAUGCUCAAGAAGAGAAGUACUGAUCAGAUGUAUACAUACUGGGCUCUUGUGUGUUCAACAAGAUGCAGCAGAUAGACCAACAAUGUCGGAUGUCAUAGUUAUGUUAGAAAGUGAUUCUAGAGAUCUUCCUCAACCUACAAAACCUGCAUUUGCUUUGGGAAGAGUUGUCAUCCAAACGAAUCAACCUACCUCUGUUAGAUCUUCUGCAAAUGCAGUUACUGUUUCUGAUAUCAUACCUCGGAUUGGAACAAUCAACUCCAAGGCUGUACCUGCAUUCCGAUGCCUCCAUGCCUGCAAGAUACCUUCAAAGGGCGAUAAAGCAAGGCUUCCUUCGACAUCGACUCCUCCUUCACCGCCGCUUCCGAUGAACGGAAUUACCCUUCCUGCUUCAGCACCGGCUCGUUCGCCUACUCAUGUUUCACCACGACCUCCGAUUAACGGAAAUACCAUUCCUGCUUCAGCAGCGCCUCCUUCGCCUACUCAUGUUUCACCGCUGCCUCGGAUUAACGGAAUUACCAUUCCUGAAAAACAAGGAAGCUCGUCUAGAAAACAAAUUGUUUUCAUUGUUGGGGCACUUGUCACUGCAGGAGUGAUUCUUUUCUCUGUUCUCAUGUAUUGUUUGCUAAAACGGAAGAAAAAGAAGAAUCUGUCAAUGGAGAGGCUGGAGAAUGGUGAGAACGAAAUUAUAACUCCGGAGUCAUUGCAAUUUGAUUUCAGUACAGUGCUUGCAGCCACUGAAAAUUUCGCCCAGGUCAAUAAGAUUGGUGAAGGGGGAUUUGGUGGCGUUUACAAGGGUAAACUUCCCAACGGACAAGAAAUUGCUGUUAAGAGGCUCUCAAAAAACUCAGGGCAAGGAGCAAAAGAAUUCAAGAAUGAGGUUCUGUUAGUGGCAAAGCUUCAACACCGCAAUCUGGUUAGGCUAUUAGGAUUUUGCUUGGAGAGAGAGGAAAAGAUCCUGAUCUAUGAGUUUGUACCCAAUAGAAGCCUCGAUUACUUCCUAUUUGAACCUAAGAAAUGCAUGCAGUUAGAUUGGCAGAGACGUUACAAGAUCAUUGAAGGGAUUGCUCGAGGACUACUUUAUCUUCAUGAAGAUUCCCGCCUUCGAAUUAUUCAUAGGGAUCUUAAAGCAAGCAAUAUCUUGUUAGAUGGGGAAAUGAAUCCCAAGAUCUCAGACUUUGGGAUGGCAAGAAUCUUUGGCGUGGACCAAACUGAAGCAAAUACAAACAGAAUAGUUGGGACUUAUGGUUAUAUGUCUCCGGAGUAUGCAAUGCGUGGGCAGUUCUCAGUGAAAUCAGACGUUUUCAGUUUUGGUGUAUCAGUUUUGGAGAUUGUAAGUGGAAAGAAGAACAGUAGUUUCUAUAAAAUAGACGAUGGUGAGGACCUUUUAAGCUAUGCAUGGAGACAUUGGAAUGCAGGGACAGCCUUUGAGUUGAUUGAUCCAAUCCUGAGAGAAAAUUGUUCAAGAAGUGAAGUGAUGAGAUGCAUUCAUAUUGGGUUAUUGUGUGUUCAAGAAAAUGUAGCUGACAGACCCACUAUGGCGAAUAUAGUCCAUAUGUUGAGCAGCUACUUAUUAAUUACUCCUCCAUCACCCUCAAAACCUGCAUUUUUUGUGCCAACCAGAUUGGAAACAAACAUGUUUAUAGAAGUGGGGGAAAUGCAAGAAGCCGGAUCAGGUCAAUCUGUCAAUGAAGUGUCAAUCUCUGAGUUAGAGCCCCGGUAA
This is a messenger RNA of Telopea speciosissima, 3468 nucleotides long. RefSeq names its product cysteine-rich receptor-like protein kinase 10. The coding region runs from base 16 to 3468 and encodes 1150 amino acids. The record is from RefSeq and is a predicted model, not a curated record. Gene Ontology annotation, biological process: protein phosphorylation. Gene Ontology annotation, molecular function: ATP binding; protein kinase activity. The transcript has 17 exons. Lineage: Eukaryota; Viridiplantae; Streptophyta; Magnoliopsida; Proteales; Proteaceae.